ACACAGUAAGCAACGCUACCGAUGCAUCAUAUUGGCGAAGGGCACUGGCAAGCAAGGCCACACGUAACCGUCAACCCGCGACAGCUCUCCGCCUUUGCUCUCGGUUGGCAUCAAAGAGGCUUAGCAACGGUCGUAAGAAUGACGAUAUUAAGGCGGUGUCCGCAAACCCCCAUUGCGCCGGACUUAGGCACCUACGGACAUGUGGCCACCUCUCCUUGCGCACCUAGCAGGCCACCCCCUCGCCACAUGCGGAUAAGGCACUGCGCCCUCUCGCCCGGCUUCUCCUGCCCUCGCUUCUCUCCCCUCCGCCGACCGCUCUCCUCCCCCCCAGCCCCAGCCACCCCACACCUCCCGCCUCCUCGUGCCCUGCCUGAGCUGCUGCCUGCCGUACUCCCGAUCUACCCGGAUCUGGCUGCCGGCAUCGAGCUAGAGCGGCUGCCUCUAUGGGCGUCACUGCUAGGGCUGCUGGCGGCAAACGCAGUGGGGCUAGCGUUGGUGCUGGCCAUGCUGCGCGGGCUUCAGGACGCCAGUGAGCCGUUGACGGUGGUCAAGGUGCAGGUAGCCAUGUUGGAACGGCGGCCGCAGUUGCAGGCCAAGUUGCGAGAGCUAAGCUCCAUGAUUGAGGUGGGGCAGCAGGGCGCCUGGCUGAUCCUGGAGGAGGCCAUCCUGCAGCUGCUGCAGCACCAGAGCCACAUCGAGUACGCCUCCGUGUCGCAACAGCAGCUCACCAGCAAGAAGCGCGCAUACACGGUAUUUGGUCAAAUGUCGGCGGAGGAGGCGGCCAAGGCAAACAGAGAGGAGGCCAUGGUACGGCACAUGGGCGAGACGACUGACGAGGAGGGUGAUGACUUCAGCGUUGGGGCGCUGCUGGGGGGCAUCAUGGACGGGCUGGGCAUGCGGUCGCACCCUGCCAAGGAGGUCAUGGUGGUAACACUGCUGCUGGCCACUCGAGGGAGGCUGAACAUUGAAGAGAAGGUGACCGACUGGCCGCAGCUGCGCCAUGCGCUGCAGCAGCUCACGGGGCUCAGCAGCGACCGCAUCAUGGCAAUAGAGCUGCUGUGGACGCCGCGCAAGAACACCGACUACCUCACUCGCCAGCAGCUGGAGCGGGAUUACCCCGACUUGGUGCUGCUGGGCAAAAGCGGCACGAGCAGUGGCGGGGGUGCAGGUGGUGGUGUGGGAAGCAGUGGGGGCAGCGACGGCAGCGGCAGUGAGAGUGACAGCGGGCAGAUGUAAGAGCGGGGAUAAGACGGAAGAUGGUAGCGGGUUACUUGGCGGGAAAGCAUUCAUGCGGGGGCGCAUGCCGGCGUUCAGGGUGUUCAUGUGUUGCGUCGGGGCCAGGCUUGCGGCUGAAAACUAGGUGGCAGGGCUGUGAGACAUUGCAUGGAAGAGUUUCGCGUGGAUUUGUAGGUGAAUUCAUUAGGACUUGAGGUAGUGCCGCUGACAAACGUUGUUGCUGACAGGCCGCUUACCUUCUUGUAAAGAGGUCGCUGCUUAGUCGGUAGUCCGUAGCGCACAUGUAGGUAGACGUUAACCCUCCGGGUGGUGGUUGCCUUUUUAUUCGCUGAAUGCAUGGCCUCGUCUUAUUUGCUCAAAGCAUGGCUUGAUGCACAGUAGUCUAUGCAUCAAACCAUUAAAAGGCAUCACCGGCCGCCUUUUCGAUAUCAGUCGUAGGAACGACCGGGGCUAACAGUUUUGUGUGGUCACGUUUAGCUUUCGUCGACACUAUACCGGUAUGAUGUUCGUGGUGUGUCGGAUGCCAAUCCUUCGUACCGUGGAAUUGUGGGUAUGGUGGGGAAGCAACCGCCCGGGAUUGAAUAUGUUGCGCCUGACGCUAUCCCUGUUCAGCAAACAUUGAGGUUUUCCGGGAACCGACAGCCCUCGUGGAUGUACGGCAACGGCCAUCCGCGUGAGGGUAGGAGACCAGCGUUCCUAAGUGCUUGUGGUAAAGUGACAGUCCCACGGGUCGUACGGACGUCGGUUCCCUGAAACUGUGGCAGCAACGCAAACGAAGUAAAGGGUGCGCAGCAGUAGUACGUGUGGGA
Astrephomene gubernaculifera is the source of this 2045-nucleotide messenger RNA. Lineage: Eukaryota; Viridiplantae; Chlorophyta; Chlorophyceae; Chlamydomonadales; Astrephomenaceae. The record is from the annotation of a GenBank genome assembly.